CUUGUCUUUCUGGGCGUAGUACUAGUCGAUAUACAUCCACGGCUCUCCGGUUUCCCGCUUUCUCGGAUGUUCGGAAAUCAUGCUGACUUCGCUGCAUCCGCAGAGUCUGAUUAUCACCAUAAUUUUGCCCUCGCUGGACGCUUGACCUGCACAGCACAGUGGCGAUGGAUCCACGACAGGCCAGGGAAUCCUGUGAUAAUUGCAGAACGAAAAAGCUCCGAUGCAGCGGGGAGCAUCCAAUUUGUUCGCGAUGUUCUUCGCGCAACCAUGAAUGUACAUACUCGCGUCGACUUCAAAUGGGUAGGCCGAGAACUCGACGCGUAUCCAGACAGCAGAUCUCACAGCCUAAACCCACUGCACCUGCUACUCCCUCUCCCUCGGCCCAUUCCAGCUUGACCGGGCCCACCACCAGCCAUGGCCAGGGAAUCUCUCUACUUUCUCCGGUUGGUGGCGAGUCUACAUUGCAAGGGCCUAUCCCUCGCCCCAUUGAUAUAGCUUCCGAGAUCACUUCCGAAGCACCGUAUCUAGACGACUUCUAUCAUCUUAACACGCAACCGCAAAAUCAAUUUCAACCACCCGCUUUUCUCCCCAACCCUUCAAGCCCAGGCCAGACCGACAAAUGCGCCUGUCCAUCCGUGCUUUACUUAUUGUUGGAGCAGCUGAGAAACAAAACCACAUGGGUGGUCCCGGAUGACUUGCUUAUUCUUCGAAAUUGCAGGGACAAGGCCUUAGGCGUCGCCACGUGUGAUCAGUGUCCUCUGCGAUAUUUUUCCGUGAUCCAGAACGGGUUAAUACUGGGUGUCGUUACCACCUGCAUCGCAGAAUGUUACGCCAGACUACUCGAGCAAAUCGACCAAGAGGAGCUGCAAGCCACGAGCAAAAGACAGAGAAAACAUCUUGAUAUCUCCAACAAUCAUCUAGUUGGGCAAUCGUCUUCUGGUUCACCCUCUGCACAACCGACCUUCACUAUUGAGAUCACGCCUUCAGAAUGGCGAGACUCGAUGCGCAAAAUCAUAAAGUCGGAGAUACAUGGGGUAGAAGCACAGAGGGGAAAUUGCUUUAUGACUUUCGUGCUUCAACUAGAAGAGCGGCAGAGGAACUGGCAUCAGUCACCACCGGCGCGCGAUUGUCCAUCAUACUACCGCUCUAGCUGUAAUCACCCUGACCGAGUUCCAUCAUGUCUGGCAGUUCUUGAUGAUACCAAGAGGCUUAUCAAUAGUUUCCAUCUAUGA
Molecule: messenger RNA, 1232 nt
Organism: Aspergillus steynii IBT 23096
Lineage: Eukaryota; Fungi; Ascomycota; Eurotiomycetes; Eurotiales; Aspergillaceae
Product: Zn(II)2Cys6 transcription factor domain-containing protein
Exons: 3
Coding region: 165-1232 (355 amino acids)
Biological process (GO): positive regulation of transcription by RNA polymerase II
Cellular component (GO): nucleus
Molecular function (GO): zinc ion binding; DNA-binding transcription factor activity, RNA polymerase II-specific; sequence-specific DNA binding
Source: RefSeq, a predicted model, not a curated record